Messenger RNA from Schistocerca gregaria, 2910 nucleotides. Its product is annotated as sodium-dependent noradrenaline transporter-like. The record is from RefSeq and is a predicted model, not a curated record. Gene Ontology annotation, cellular component: neuronal cell body membrane; neuron projection; presynaptic membrane. The transcript is spliced from 13 exons. Gene Ontology annotation, molecular function: dopamine:sodium symporter activity. Lineage: Eukaryota; Metazoa; Arthropoda; Insecta; Orthoptera; Acrididae. Gene Ontology annotation, biological process: dopamine uptake involved in synaptic transmission; sodium ion transmembrane transport. Bases 167 to 1831 code for a protein of 554 amino acids.
CGCCGCCGCCGGCGGCAGCGGGGCGGACGCGCGCGAGUCCUGGUCCUCCAACGCCGACUUCCUGCUCUCCAUCAUCGGCUUCGCCGUCGACCUCGCCAACGUGUGGCGCUUCCCCUACCUCUGCUACAGGAACGGCGGCGGCGCGUUCCUGGUGCCGUACUCGCUGAUGCUGGUGUUCGGCGCCGUUCCGCUCUUCUACAUGGAGCUCAUCCUGGGCCAGUACAACCGCCAGGGGCCCAUCAGCGUCUGGAGGAUCUGCCCGCUCUUCAAGGGCGUGGGCUUCUGCGCUGUGCUGGUGGCGUUCUACGUGUCGUUCUACUACAACGUCAUCAUCGGCUGGGCGCUGUACUUCCUGGUGGCGAGCGCGGCGCCCGAGCUGCCGUGGCUGCACUGCAACAACUCGUGGAACACCGAGUGGUGCUGGGACUCGAGCGCGGGGUCGCGUGCCCAGGUGGCCGCCUCCGCCGCCGCCGCAGCCGCCGCCGCCAACUCGUCCGCCCCCGCCGCCGCCGUCGCCGCCGCCGCCAACGCCUCCGCCGCCGCCUCCGCAGCCGCCGCGGCCGCUGUCGCCAGGCUGCCGCACUCGCCCGCCUCCGAAUACUUCCACCGCGCGGUCCUGGAGAUGCAGUGGAGUGACGGGCUGCACGCCAUGGGCUACCCCAAGUGGCAGCUGGUGCUGUGCCUGCUGCUCGUCUACACCAUGCUCUACCUCUCGCUCUUCAAGGGCGUCAAGUCCUCAGGCAAGGUGGUGUGGGCGACGGCGACGCUACCGUACGUGGUGCUGUCCAUCCUGCUGGUGCGCGGCCUAAUGCUGCCGGGGGCGCUGUCGGGCAUCUCCUACUACCUGCACCCCGAGCUCUCCAGGCUGGCCGACACCCAGGUGUGGGUGGACGCUGCUGUCCAGAUCUUUUAUUCCGUCGGAGCGGGCUUCGGCGUGCAUCUCUCAUACGCCAGUUACAACACAUUCCACAAUAACUGUUUCAGGGACUGCCUCAUCACGACGGCGGUGAACUGCUUCACGAGUUUCUUCUCCGGCUUCGUCAUCUUCACGUACCUGGGCUUCAUGGCGCACAAGCAGGGCGUGCACAUCAGCGCCGUGGCUACCGAAGGACCUGGGCUGGUCUUCCAAGUGUACCCAGAGGCAGUGGCGACUUUGCCAGGCUCUCAUUUCUGGUCCAUGCUGUUCUUCUUCAUGCUCAUCAUGCUGGGGCUUGACAGUGCGAUGGGUGGUAUGGAAUGUGUUAUCACAGGUCUGAUGGAUGAAUUUCAUGGUUUCUUCCACGGAAAGAAAUUUGCCAGAGAAAUAUUUACACUCAUAGCAGCCGCAGUUUCUUUCUCCAUUGCACUCAUUAAUGUCACUCCGGGAGGAAUAUACAUGUUUCACCUGUUUGAUACAUAUUCAGCAGGCAUUUCACUUCUCUGUUCCGCACUGUUUGAAGCAAUUGCUGUUUCUUGGUUCUAUGGAUUGGAGCGAUUCUCUAGGGAUGUUGAAGCAAUGCUUGGCUCAAAACCAGGCAUUUACUGGAGGAUAUGUUGGAAAUUCAUAAGUCCCUCCUUUAUUGUGGGUGUUGUGAUGUUUGGUCUCCUGUACCACCAGCCCUUACAGUACAAUGAUUAUCACUACCCAAGCUGGGCUGAAUGGGUGGGCUGGGGACUUGCUCUGUCGUCCAUACUCAUGAUACCACUUGUAGCCACUGUCCAACUGCUAAGUUCCACAGGCACAUGUAAAGAGAGACUGGCCUACAAUAUCUCACCUUUGGAAGAACAUGAAGCCAUAAGAGAAACUGGUGUGGUGACAAGAUUCAGGUGUAGACAUUGGCUAUAUGUGUGAAGAUUUUGUUUUCUCAUAUACUGGGACUACUUUGGCAACUACUGCCUUCAGCCUACCAGUUAACUUAUAAAAUUUGUACCAGGUUAAUUUCAUAUGUGAAGGCAACAUUUUUAUGUGACUGAAUGAGACACCAUUUUUGUGAUGAUUUUUUAAAAUACUUUGUAGUAAAAUGUCUCAAAGUGGUGUUGAAAUAAUAUAUUAAUUUGUGUGUUCAAGACUUGCCUUGUGCACAGUGCAAAGUAUUAAGUCUUCAUCAAAACAGCUGUGUGCAGAAUGUAUCAGACCCUUAGUUUUGUAGUUUGAAAUGAUCGUAUCUGAACUCCAUUAAUAGGAAAAAGUGUGCCAAAAUGUAAAAUAGCUUGGAUAAACUGGUACGAUAAUAUCUAUGCAAAAUUUAAUAUUUUUAAAAGUUAUUGUAACAGAAACCUGAAUUAACUGCAGCAAAAGUUUCUUCAGUCACCACUGCAUCACAGUCAGGUAUUGCUGCUAUCUGUACUAUUGUUGCUCAAGUGCUGAAUAAUGUGAGGUAAUUUCAGUAUUUUCUGAACAAAAAUGUAAUAGUAAAUGCACUGCAAAAAUGACAUUAAAUUUUGGGGUUUUUGUAACUAUUAUGAUGACAGCAUACAUAAGGUAGAACAAACCUGUUAAAUUAGGGAAGCUUUAUUGUGCCAAAAUCAGGAUUCAUUACAGUAAUUCAAGAGAAAGUAAUUUCACUGUAAUAUAGUGUGAAAUGAAUCCCAAAAGUUUAGAAACAAUGGAUGAAGAGUGACAUUAUACAACCGUUAUAACAAUUUACAUGUUAAUUACAUUUACUAAAAUAUAUGGAAACCAAUGAUGGAAAUAAUACUAAUGAAGACUUGAUAAGCCAACCUUGCUGAAUAGGUGAGAAAAACAAGGAGAUGAAAUGUUCUGAUCCAGUGACUUUAGAAACACUUUGUUCUUCUUUCAGAAUGAAGUAAAAAAAAUUGGCAAAGACAUUUGAAGGACUAGUAAGUGAUUCAUAUCACCAAUGCAUCAUAUAUAGUUAUACUAAUAAAACCUAUGUACUUGACUUUGUACAGUGGUACACAAACAAGUAA